AUGGACAUGGUUAAAGAACUUUUUCCAAUAGUAAACGAUUCAUUGUUAGAGAGCGAGAAAGAAAGCGUAUACAAGGUACUAGCGCGUCAUACUGUAAUAGUCUCGGAAAAUAAAACGGACUUGGGAGAGGCGAGAGAUGUCCAACACUUUAUUAACACUGGUCAACAUAUCCCAGUUAAAGCUACACCGCGUAGAUUUCCGUUUCAUAAGCGUGAGGUUGUACGAGAAGAAGUGGAAUCGAUGCUUGCAAGCGACGUGAUUGAACCUUCCACAUCCCCUUGGUCGGCUCCGGUGGUGCUGGUGAGAAAAAAAGACGGGAGCGAGCGUUUCUGUAUCGACUACCUUAAACUGAAUGCGAUUACGAAGAAGGAUGUUUUCCCUCUACCGAGAUGCGACGAAAUAUUAGAAUCGCUUUCGGGGGCAGCCUACUUCACUCAUCUGGAUCUAGUGCGAGGUUAUUGGCAAAUCAAAGUCGCGGAGCAAGAUCGCGAGAAAACAGCUUUCUCCACACCAGACGGACAUUUUCAGUUUAAAAGAAUGCCUUUUGGGUUGACUAAUGCACCGGCAACAUUUCAACGAGCUAUGAAUACGAUUUUGGCGGGACUGUGCUGGACUGACUGUGUUGUAUAUUUGGAAGACAUUAUUGUGAGUGGGAGGACACUAGAAGAGCACAAUCAGCGCCUUGAGAACGUAUUAGCAAGAUUAGAAACUGCAGGGUUGAAAUUGAACGCAAGAAAAUGUGAGUUUGUCCAACAGCGGAGUGCUAUUUUAGGACAUGUCGUUAGUAAGGAAGGGAUCUCGACUGAUCCCGAUAAGGUGAAAGUCCUGGAGAAAUGGCCUACUCCAAACAACCUAUCGGACUUGCGUUCGUUCCUUGGCUGCACGGGUUACUACAGGCAAUACAUCCGGGAUUACGCCAGAAUUGCCGAACCACUUUAUAGACUUGAACGAAAGGGAACGGUUUUCAAGUGGAACGACGAUUGUCAGAAAGCAUUCAACAUUCUAAAGACAAAAUUGAUAACGGCCCCAAUACUGUCCUACCCGAGACUCGACAUUCCUUUUAUUCUUGAUACUGAUGCCUGUGAUACGGGGAUUGGAGCUGUGUUGUCGCAACGCCAUGGAGAAGACGAAAAGGUUAUUGCCUAUGCCGCCAGGUCCUUAUCAAAAGCGGAAAGGAACUAUAGUACUACUAGGAAAGAACUAUUGGCCCUUGUAUGGUCGAUGGAACAUUUCGCAUCCUAUUUAAUAGGAAAACCAUUCAGAGCACGUUCUGAUCAUAAUGCACUGAGGUGGAUAAGAAAUUUUAAGCAACCUAAAGGACAAGUAGCACGAUGGAUUGAAAGAUUGUCCGUUUUUGACUUUGAAAUUGAACAUAGACCUGGACGUAGUCAUGGUAAUGCUGAUGGUGUAUCACGUAUACCUCAGGAUACUCGUGAGGUACAGAGUGGCCACGUAUGUAACGCAUCGAAUGGUAAUGACGAAACGAGCCCGUGGUGUCUGCGCUGGACAGCGAAGGAACUGAGUUUGCAUCAACACGAAUAUCCAGAGAUUUGUCGCGCGAUCGGAUGGGUGAAAGACGGUAAGCGACCACCGAAGGAGGAUAUAACACGUAUGGGUCCUCUAAUGGGCAAACUUUGGAGCAAAUUCGAUUAAUUGACGCUUGUUGAUGGACUUUUGUAUCGUAUUUUCGAGAACGAUAAUGGUAAUGACCGACAUCUUCAAAUUUGUUUAGAGAUAAUCGAUAUUCUUGGGAUAAAGAAAACCCGAACAACACCAUACCACCCUCCAAGUGAUGGCCUUGUUGAACGAAUGAACCGGACUCUGAAAGAUAUUCUUUCAAAGUUGGUCAAUGAACGUCAAGAUGAUUGGGACAGAUGUUUACCUCAAGCAUUGUUGGCGUACCGGUCCACCGUGCAAACCUCAACAGGGUUCUCUCCACAUUUCUUGAUGUUUGGAAGAGAAACAAGAAUCCCAGUUGACCUAAUGACACCUGAGCCCCCUCAAGCAGAAGUACCACUGACUACAUCAGAGUAUGCGGAAAAAUUGAGGAAACGUUUUGAAAGAACAUACGAGUUGACCAGAGUAAAUACAAAGAAAUCUAGCGAGCGAUAUAAAGACUACUAUGACGCGAAGGCGAAAGAUACGACGUACAACGUCGGGGAGAAAGUAUGGUUGUAUGUACCAUUUGUCAAAAAGGGAAAGAAUUUGAAGCUAUCACGGCCGUGGCGGGGUCAUAUACGAUUGUGAAGAAAAUUUCAGAUGUGGUGUAUCGAAUCGAGAAAAAUGCCAACAAAAGGAAUAGGUUAGUAGUCCAUUACAAUCGUCUUAAACCGUGUUUUGAACGACCGUUGAAAAGUCUACCUAAUCGACCACCAAACGAGACGAAACUGCAAUCGAAAGAAACCCCCGAAACGAGAAAAGAAAACGUGGAGAAUUGUAGUGGCCAAACCCCGCAAACGGAACCCCCAACCAACGGAGGAAAUGAUGAGGAUGAGUGGACAGUGAGGUAUUUUAGAAGAAAUUUGAGACAAAGUAGACCAAGUCGGGCAAUUAACGGGGAGGAACACGGACAAAAUUUACCUGAUGAGGUCCAAGAAGACGUACAACAUUUACCUGACGAAUUACAACAGGAUGGGCCAUUGAGUUCAAUGGAACAGAAUAAUCAGAGAGACGGUAGCGACGAGACAUUGCGAGAACCAGUAGAAGGAAACGAGGGACAGUCACAAGCCCCACCGGAAAGGCCAGCGCGAACGAGAAAAAACCCAGCGUGGUUACGGGACUAUGAAUAG
This is a messenger RNA of Paramuricea clavata, 2789 nucleotides long. NCBI's taxonomy places the organism in Eukaryota, Metazoa, Cnidaria, Anthozoa, Malacalcyonacea, Plexauridae. The record is from the annotation of a GenBank genome assembly.